Neofelis nebulosa (Clouded leopard) is the source of this 5950-nucleotide messenger RNA. RefSeq names its product ETS variant transcription factor 6 (gene ETV6). The transcript is spliced from 7 exons. Gene Ontology annotation, molecular function: DNA-binding transcription factor activity, RNA polymerase II-specific; sequence-specific DNA binding. The record is from RefSeq and is a predicted model, not a curated record. Gene Ontology annotation, biological process: regulation of transcription by RNA polymerase II; cell differentiation. NCBI's taxonomy places the organism in Eukaryota, Metazoa, Chordata, Mammalia, Carnivora, Felidae. Bases 713 to 1936 code for a protein of 407 amino acids. Gene Ontology annotation, cellular component: nucleus.
GAUUGCCCGGCCGCGCCCGGGCAGCCGGGCUCCCGGCCCGCAGAGGGGAUCACGGCUGCGCGGACGCGCGUGGGCCGCGCUGCGGGGGGCUGCGCCGCGCGCUCCGCUGGCGGCCCUGGCCUCGCGCGGCCCCGCUCCCCCGGCUUCCCUCCGCCGCCGCCCCUCCCCCCGCCCGGCUUUUAUUUCCCCGAUGCCGGGCUGUAACCCGAGCUUUUAUUUCCUGGUGGCUCCUUUAAGAGGCAGAGCUCAGUGCUGGGAAUUCACGUCAGUUUCUGCACUGAAACUCUCAAGAUCAAUGAGCAAAGAGCUUUCUCAGUUCUGCCUUUCAGUUUCUCUCUUCCAGGAAGGAAAACAUUCGAGAGAGCGAGGGAGAGCGGCGGGAGGGCGGGGGGCGGGGGCGCCGGCCGCGGGUGGGAGGAGAGAGCGGGAGGCCGGCCGGGCUGCGCCCCGGGUCGCCGCGCCGCGCCGCGACCUGCAGACCCCGCCGCCGCGCUCGGGCCCGGCUCCCACGCCCCCGCCGCCCCGCGCACCCAACUCCGCCGGCUGCCCCGCCCCGCGCGCUCGCAGACCCCCGGGGCGGCUGCCGGGAGAGAUGCUGCAAGAAACUUCUUAAAUGACCGCGUCCGGCUGGCCGUGGAGCGCUUCUGGGUUGGGGAGAGGAAAGGAAAGUGGAAAAAAACUGAGAACUUCCUGAUCUCUCUCGCUGUGAGACAUGUCUGAGACUCCUGCUCAGUGUAGCAUUAAGCAGGAACGAAUUUCAUAUACACCUCCCGAGAGCCCGGUGCCGAGUUACGCGUCCUCGACUCCGCUUCAUGUUCCAGUGCCCCGAGCGCUCAGGAUGGAGGACGACUCGAUCCGCCUGCCCGCGCACCUGCGCUUGCAGCCAAUUUACUGGAGCAGGGAUGACGUAGCCCAGUGGCUCAAGUGGGCUGAAAACGAAUUUUCUUUAAGGCCAAUUGACAGCAACACGUUUGAAAUGAACGGCAAAGCGCUCCUGCUGCUGACCAAAGAGGACUUUCGCUAUCGAUCUCCUCAUUCAGAUAAUUGUGUCCAGAGGACCCCGAGGCCUCCGGUGGAGAACGUGCACCACAACCCCCCCACCAUUGAACUGUUGCACCGGUCUAGAUCACCUGUCACAGCCAAUCACCGGCCUUCUCCCGACCCCGAGCAGCGGCCCCUCCGGUCCCCCCUGGACAACAUGAUCCGCCGCCUCUCCCCGGCCGAGAGGGCCCAGGGGCCGAGGCUCCACCAGGAGAACAACCACCAGGAGUCCUACCCCCUGUCAGUCUCUCCCAUGGAGAAUAACCACUGCCCGCCGUCCUCUGAGCCCCACCAGAAGCCAUCGAGCCCCCGGCAGGAGAGCACACGCGUGAUCCAGCUGAUGCCCAGUCCCAUCAUGCACCCUUUGAUCCUGAACCCCCGGCACUCCGUGGAUUUCAAACAGUCCAGGCUCUCCGAGGACGGGCUGCAUAGGGAAGGCAAGCCCAUCAACCUGUCCCAUCGGGAAGACCUGGCGUACAUGAACCACAUCAUGGUCUCUGUCUCCCCGCCCGAGGAGCACGCCAUGCCCAUUGGGAGAAUAGCAGACUGUAGACUGCUUUGGGAUUACGUCUAUCAGUUGCUUUCCGACAGCCGGUACGAAAACUUCAUCCGAUGGGAAGACAAAGAAUCCAAAAUAUUCCGGAUAGUGGAUCCCAAUGGACUGGCUCGACUGUGGGGAAACCAUAAGAACAGAACAAACAUGACCUAUGAGAAAAUGUCCAGAGCCCUGCGCCACUACUACAAACUAAACAUUAUCAGGAAGGAGCCAGGACAAAGGCUUUUGUUCAGGUUUAUGAAAACCCCGGAUGAAAUCAUGAGUGGCCGGACGGACCGUCUGGAGCACCUGGAGUCCCAGGAGCUGGAUGAACAAAUAUACCAAGAAGAUGAAUGCUGAGGGAACCAACCCACCGCCUCAGCGGGCCAGCAGCCAGGGGGCCCCCUGCCCGCGAGGGGCCUGGAGGCGAGCCGAGCAGGCGGGCUGAGACUAGAACAGGAAGAGACCCAGAAGUGGGAGUGACACCUGUCUCGCGUAGCGGGAGGGCCCCCAGAGCACCUUAGACAAACCACCCAGCAAAGGCGGGGCUGGAAUUCUGGCCGAGGGCACGAGCCUGGGACUCGCGGUUCCCGUUUCCUCCUCAUUUGGAACCUCUCCAUCUGUAAUUCCUCACCCUCACCCGUCCACCUGUUGUUAGUUUCAUGGUGUUUUCGUUUUUUGUUUUUUUUGUUUAAGACCAUGCAGUUUGACUUUUCAUCAUUCAUAGGGGAAGACAUCCGAGGUUGUUUUCCUAUGGAAAUAUAUAUCUAUUAUAUAUACCUAUUUUUUUGCAAAUCUCACAAAGUGCGGCAAACCCAGCUGGUCAGGAAAGAGAAAACACACGCAAAGGGUUUCAGGUUCCUCUUUAUCCUGCCACGUGGAUCAGGUUUGUUCCUGUUGCUCUUGGGUCUUGGCUGGGGGGAAAAAAAAAAAAAAAAAAAAAAAAAAAGAUGCUUUUAAAAAGGAUAAAGUGAAAAGGAGAGCGCUCUUUUUCUCCCUCUCGCUCUUUCCUCCCCUGCCUCUCCCUCCCUGCCUGCUGUUGAGUUUCAGAUACCUUUUAGCAGAGUCCAGCCUCCAGGACAGUCUUGGGAGUUGGUGAUGCUCCAAUGGAAUCAGCGGUCUGGGUGCUUUGCAGCGGCACUGCGCAAAAAAGAAAAUAAAUAAUAAAUAAUAAUAAUAAUCCAACCCACAUCCGGACAUCUGGCUGCCUAUCAGAGGGAGGCCCCAAACUUCACAGGUGCUGUGGUCCUCCAGAGAGAUAAGCGUCAGUCCAGCUGGCUGCCCCCGGCCGUGGCUGUGAGCACCCCAGGGCUUGGUGGUGCCGCAGGACAGAAGAUCAGGAUGGAAGGCUGUGUUAUUUGGAAGGCCCCAGCCUCUUGGGAUUAACUUGCAGGUCCUGCAAGGUUCCCAAAGGCCACCUUGUGGUCAGUUUCAUGCCCUCACCUAACUUUUUAAAAAUUCCUGGGCUUUUUAAAAGUUUCCUGGCCCCCACGGGACACGGCAUUGGAGAGGGGAGGACCCUGGAGUACACAGUCUCGCUUGCUACUGAUGUUUGCCCAGCCUGGGCAGACAGGAAACUCGUCAGAUCUAUGACCUUUUUCUCUUCUCCUUUCAUCGCUGUGUUUCACCCAUUCGUGGCUCUUUCUCGCCUCGAAAUAAGGUCCACAGUGUCUUGUAAAAUGAGGGAAGUGCCACCCCUUAGUACUUUUGAUGAUAACACAUAUUUUUAGAAAGCUCUUUGAGAUUUUUUUUUUUCCUUUUCUAGCCAUCUGAACUGACUCUUUUAAUACAGGUUCAGAAUCCAAUCUUAGAAGGACGGCCGUUUUUUAAUCCAAAAGAUUAGACCCGCCUUACACAGCACCCCCUCCUCGUUUCUCUAGUUUUCUCUCCUUGGUUGGGUGAGCAUCUUGCAGCUCCCCAGGGUACAUGUGCACGUCGUCAGCAGCACAUCUAGAUGCUGCUGCCAGAUCCCUGGGUGUCUUCUCAAGCCACUUCUGAGCAAAUCAGGGAGGUGGGGGUUGGAGGAAUGCAGGCAGGAAGAGUUCUCCCCCAGCCUUAUUGACAAGGACACCAGCCUGGGGAGAGGGAAGGACAGAUUAACUGCGGGUCAAGGACACUGGAAUCAAGGAGCCCUUCGAGGUCCUUCAGUUGUGCUCUGUUCCUGCCCCUUAUCAGACCACAGAUAGACACAUACAGGUGGCCAGCCUCCUCCACUGUCACACGAUCCACCAACUCUACCUUCCAGAAGGCCGGGCUUGCAGUGAGGUCAGGGACCUGCUGAUGAAGGAAGGGUUUGGUCUCGGGCCACUUGAAUGGUGGUGAAAGUCAGCUGGACCCCAGCACGCUCCAGAUGUCUUUCAAGAGCAUUCAGCAGCAUGCACUGAUUCGUUGUCCAGCCUCUAAGAUGACCGAUGUUGGAUUGCAACUGGAGAGAUUAAGCCAAAAACCUGGUGUAUUGGGAAGGCCAUUGAGUCGAAGGGCUGGAGAGAAAAGGUAGAUUUUUACUGAGGCCCUUUGUGUGGCUAUGAAAGCAGAGACCAGGGCGUGAUGUUGCUCUUUCCUAAGAUGAGAACAUCUCAUUCUGUUCACUUUACCCAUACGUAAGGACUCCAGCUCUUUCUGUUCAAAGAAUAUUACAGCUGAAUUAUGGAGGGAAAUUCCCUUUUCCCCCAAGGAUCUCUGUAUUUAAAGCAAUACCCUGUAAGAAUAGGUAAGACUUAGGAUGGUGACACCCUCACCUGCUUGUAGAAAGCACUAAUUCCAACGUGCUCCUUAUUUCCUACCCCAGUAUUACCAGUAAGAACUUUCUGCUGAUUCCCUUAAUGGCAAAAGUCGUCCUCAUUUAUUCUCUGAGCUGACACCCGGGCAGUGCCGACACCAGGGAUGCGGUUGUUUACACACCGCAGACCCCAAAGAUCUCCGGUUCCAUUCAGCAAACUUGGAUGAAGCACCUUCUAGACACUGUGAGGGAUUCAAAGAGGAAAUCAGGCGCAACCCCUGCCCUCCAAGAGCUUAGGCUCUACCAGUAGGGUCUAUCCAGUAUGAAAUUCCUUACUUCAACACUAAGUACGAGGGGCGAUGAACAUGUCACCUGGGACCAAAUUAAAAGCACGUCCGUGAUCUGAAGAGCUGGCCUUUCCCUACCGCUGCCAUGUGAGUCCUGGGCUUGCGAGAUCAGAAAUUGGGAAAGGAGAAUGUGGACGAGCACUGCAGAGCGGGGAGAGCUCCCUUCAGCUGUGUCUGAGAUGGUCGCUCUCACUUGUAUCUCUAGCUAAAAAUUCUCUAGCAUUUUCUCUUCCCUGCACCCUGGGUUAGCGAGGUUGCCUCCUCUUGAUCAGAAGAAAGCAGUGGCAAUUAGCGAGACUAGCUAUGUGGCUCUUAACAUCUCUUUUUGUCCCAAGGCAACUUAGUCUUGCCUAAGACAGCAUCACCAGUGUCCUGAAUCCUUUUUUUUUUUUUGGGGGGGGGGGGCAGGGAGCUGCCCACAGAAUAAGAGGAAUAACACACUGAUGAAUUUUCUCCUUUCGAUGGUGUAUUUGGCACCCUCCGACCCAGGGUCUUUUUACCCUGAUACCUUGUCCAAAUGGGAACGUAGCUUUAGCUGAAACUUCGAUGGCUCUGACAGGAUUCGCCUAAAUGACUAAGUACCCACCGUCUCCCCCUUUCACUGCCUAGGCUCCAACUCGGAAUACGUUUUUGAAACAUUCACUCCCUUCUGCAGAAGGGAGACCCGAGUAUCCAGGAGGUUAGUAUGACUUGCCUGAGGAACAGACAGCAUGCCAGGGACAGAAGGAGGAUUGAGAUCCAGCCUGGCCAGAUCCCCCAUUUGACCCAUUCCCACCCAGGAACCUGAAGAUGAGAGAUUUGGGAAAACACACGAAGAACAAAGGGCAGGUUGUUUUUGCUUUUGUGUUUUUCCCCUAGCAUUCGGUGCUAGUCGGUUUUCACCCGCUCGGCCUGCUCCCCUUCUGAGCAGAAAUCUGGAAGGAAGGCAGUGAGACAAGGAAGCCAUGGAGGGAGGGGGGGUGGUGGGGGUGGCAAUAAUCCCUGCCUGUCUAAAAACCGAGGAAGACUAACCUGAUCCUCUUUUGGCCCCAUCUGCAUCAACACUAAACAACUACAAACUCCCUGAAUCUUUCACACAUGCCAAGUGAACAUUCUUGAAGAUUUCUCUUUGUGACUGCAAACCAGGAUGAAUCUAGGAUUUCUUUUUCUCCUUUUUUUUUUUUUUUUUUGUUUAAUUUCUAAUCUCUUGUUGUUUAUGAGGUGUGGGGUGUAUAAGGGACUGAAUCAAAUGAAUGUAACAAAAAAAAAAGAAAAAAAAAACAAAAAACAAAUGCCUUUUCUCAGGGCCAGUGAGUUGCAAAUAAUUUU